AGACUGUCCUCAAUUCAGUGUGAGCUUGGUAAAUUAACAACAGUAGUUAUACCAGUACAUUUUCACAUAUUUCCUGUCGGGUAAUGUAUAUUGCAAUUUGAAAAUAACACCUUCAACGUAUAUGAAACUAUUCAUGUUAUACCCCGACGGCUUUGAAUUUAGUUGUUCACAAGACAACAUAUCACCAGAGAAAAUAGGAAGAUAAACCGAACAACUUAUCUGAUUUCAUCUCUCCGAAUCUUUGCAAGAAAUUUCAACUUUAGACACCGCUCUGGUGAGUUCUUUCAAAGGAAUCAGAAGAAAGGAAAAAUAAUACUACCAACAAGGAAAUAUUAACUAGAGUAAAAUGGAGAGUUACGCUGAACACGAUGUUGUCCCUCACGUAUUGGAUGCGCCACCACCCGCCAUCUUGAAAGUGGAAUGGGACAAGGAUGUCAAAUGCAUGCUGGGUAAUGAACUAACUCCCACACAGGUGCAAAAGCAACCGUCUGUCCUCGAGUGGGAAGCGGAGGAUGGCGCCCUCUAUACGAUCCUCUUCACCGAUCCCGAUUCGCCUUCUCGAACCGAUCCGGACCGCGUUGAGGUUGUCCACUGGUUGGUGUUCAAUAUACCCGGUUGUGACGUCAGCAAAGGUCUCGUCCACGCGGAAUACAUCGAAUCGGGUCCGAGAGAGGAGACGGGCUUCCACAGGUAUGUUUAUCUAGUGUACAAGCAGUCUUCGGAAAUCACCCCACACGAUGCGUACCGCCGACGAAGCCCAGAGAGGCGCAAGCCAUGGGACACCCGAAGUUUCGCCAUGGAAUACGGACUGGGGACGCCCAUCGCUGGAAACUUCUACAUCGCGCAAUAUGACGAUUACGUGCCGAGGUUCCGCGCAGAGUUGUUAGCCGCUGCGGCAAACCAGUAGAUUUUCACACCCCUCUCCGUCGUAUUUUUCCCCCCGAAUAUCAAGGAAUUUUUGUGAUUUUCAAUUGAUAUUAAUGUGAAUUUUCAGUUUGAAGCGACCCAAAUUAGGAACUGAAUUUAAAACGGUACCUCGUGCCUCCCCUUUUGGAAGUGUUGUUUCGGGAAUGCCUCCAUUUUUGGCAGUCGUUUUUGCUUUUCAUUCUUUUUCUUGGAUUGAUAAGAUCAAUUUUGUUUGUCAUACUCAUUAUUAUUUUCAAAAUAAUAUGGAUCAAUCUCACCCACAUUUAUGAUAUCCUACAUCUUCCCUUUCUGUUUCGUCAUCAAAUUUAAUCUUGAUAUAAGUGAAUCGCUUCAAUCUCAAAUCUAAAAGUGUAAACACAAUCGCAUAAUCGAUGGGCUGCACCACAUGCUGGGGGCGAAAUUAUUUUUUUCCAAUUAGCAUGCGCGUGGACUACAAAAUUUUACAAAAUUUUGGUCGUUCGCGUUGCCAUGAAUGAAUCAGCACCUUCAAAUUAUAGGCUUAGGCUGAGAUCUAUAUCUAAAUCCAAUUCUUAAACAUUUAUUAAAUUGCCAUUAAUGACAAUGAAAAUGCUAGUCUAGGCUAUGCUAUGGCUAGCCUAUGGGCGAGGGUAUUAACUUUUAUCUGGACCAAGCUAACCCUAUGGUAGGACCUAAACUGGGAGCUGGAUAAUUCCGAACUAAACGUGUACUUACGUUAAACCAUGCAAUGAGAUAAAAUUAACGACCUAGCCUCGGUUAGCCAUAGCCUAGUAAGUCCACGAGCAUGCCUAUUCUGAAGACGCAAGUCAUGAAUAUCCAUAUUGGGAUCCGGAAAUCAUAAUUUCGCUGCCGGGUGGGGGGGGGGGCAGAGAGCCGAUUGACCCUAUUAGUUUUCAUGUAGUGAAAAUAGACGGAAAUAAGGAAGACUGUAAAAGUAGAGGCCUAGAUGUACCAUGUAUUCUACAAUACCCCCACAAUACAAGUGAGAAAAUAUGAACGCCCCCCCCCCCCUACUAAAAGAGCCUCCACCCACCCCUGUCCGCAUCACACGUAGAGUAGAAAUAUACCAAAAAAUCGGCUUGUUGAUUUUGUACCAAGUCAAGUUCUUUUUAUUCUUAGUUGUUUGGGUUUUUUUUUUUUGGGGGGGGUAUAUAGAUAUGGAGACGAAACAGACUUUUCAAGAACCGUGAUGGUUGUGAAAUAAAAUCAGACUGUUAAUUUUAUUAUUAAGCCCUCAAGUUUUGUUCGCUCGUUACACAUGGCCCUUGGCAAGCAGGGGUGCUGGCGGUUCUGCUGGGGGUGAAGCACCCCCAAAUAUUGCCCUGGAGUUGCUGCGGCACGGUAUUAUUUUCCAUAGGCAGCACCCCUAGAAUUGUGGUAGAUGUGGCAAAAUGGAGAAACGUAAACAAAAUGACGUCCAUAUUGUGGAGGAACGUUUUUUGCUUGUCAAUAUUCUCGUGUCCCAAACGACAUCAUUACAUAACAUUUAUGGUUUUGUACAGCUAAAUGUACGCCUAAUUUUAAUACACUAUCUAUACUAAGAUUUAUGUAUAUUAUUAUUGAAUUGCUUUAUUUCAUUUUGAAUUGCAUGUUUCUAUCCAAAGCGUUGUAAAAUGAUUUUAAAAAUUGGAAUUGAAUAAAGUACAACU
Messenger RNA from Lytechinus variegatus (green sea urchin), 2555 nucleotides. RefSeq names its product protein D3-like. Bases 347 to 907 code for a protein of 186 amino acids. The transcript has 4 exons. Lineage: Eukaryota; Metazoa; Echinodermata; Echinoidea; Temnopleuroida; Toxopneustidae. The record is from RefSeq and is a predicted model, not a curated record.